CCGAGACAAUCGGAUGAUUGCCGUCUGUCAGUACAACUCCAUGCCCGGCGAGGACGUGGUACUGAUGAGGCAUUACCUCCGAAAGCACAACAUUGAGGUCAAGUUCGUCCUGAAUGAGGUUGUCAGACCCGUGCUGUCGCAGUCCAAGUACAAGAAUCUCCUCCCUCUCUUUGUGGCUCGCAAUAUCCUGCUGGUGAGCCGGGAAGCGAAGGCGAAGGAGAUGCUGCGGGUGCUGAAGGGAGUGCCACAGAUCAACCUUCUGGGUGCCUGCAUCGACGACACCAUCCUGAGCAGGCAGGGAGUGGAGAACUUUGCCAAGCUGCCCUUGCUGGAGGCCGCCCAGGGGCAGACGGUGGGUGCCCUGGCCCUCCUGCCC
Messenger RNA from Fulmarus glacialis (Northern fulmar), 376 nucleotides. It is a transcript of the gene MRPL10, whose product is annotated as mitochondrial ribosomal protein L10. The annotation marks the transcript as partial. The record is from RefSeq and is a predicted model, not a curated record. Gene Ontology annotation, molecular function: structural constituent of ribosome. Lineage: Eukaryota; Metazoa; Chordata; Aves; Procellariiformes; Procellariidae. Gene Ontology annotation, biological process: translation. Gene Ontology annotation, cellular component: mitochondrial large ribosomal subunit. The transcript has 3 exons.